This is a messenger RNA of Cladocopium goreaui, 781 nucleotides long. Lineage: Eukaryota; Dinophyceae; Suessiales; Symbiodiniaceae. The record is from the annotation of a GenBank genome assembly.
AGACUGGGAUGAAAGCACAACUUGAGGGAGCUUCACUAUAAUCUACCAGGUAGUGUGUGCCAUAGCCGCCUCCAGAGCGUUCUGGCUCCAACGACCCAGCCGGGCAUGCCGUUUAGCCAAGGGUCAGCCAUACAUGCCAUAGUGCAGGUACAGCCAAUGGGGCCACAGGUGCUGGAUCUCAACGUUCCAGCACCUCCCUCGCUUGAUGGCCACAUUGACAUGACGCUGUUGGAAUUUCCCGAGGUUGAGGAAAUUCCGGAAGAGACGCCUGCAGUUCAGCAGAAGCAGGAGUUCAGACGGAAGCAACGCGAGGUGAAAUUGUAUAAAUUCUUCAAGCCGCACGUCGUAACGGCGAGCAAUGUGAACGCGCCGCUGGACGGCCCGGCGAAGCGCUUCACUUUUGGGUCGAUCUUGUCGAUCUUCAGUUGUUCAUCCACUGAGAAGCUUUGGCCGCUACAUAUGGCAGCGAAAGCAGAGUACCUUGAAAUCGUGCGAAUUCUUCUGAAGAUGCGUGCCGACCCAAUGCAGAAAAGCUCUCACGGGCGAACUGCUUUGCAGAUGGUGAUUGCGAAAGACAUGGCUCGCAUCAAGGAGACAGCUCGACGACCCGACAAUUCGCAGCAAAUCAAAAUGCUGCUGAGUGCGAGUUUGACGAUCACCCCGGCCUCAUUGUACAGCGAAGCCUUGUGAUUACAGGCUGACCACGGUAGUUUUGCCCAAGCCGCAGUCAGGCAGCAUGGCAUUUUGAUGCCGUCAAGUUUGACCCCAACGCAGCCCUCCC